Phytophthora megakarya is the source of this 1119-nucleotide messenger RNA. NCBI's taxonomy places the organism in Eukaryota, Oomycota, Peronosporomycetes, Peronosporales, Peronosporaceae. The record is from the annotation of a GenBank genome assembly.
AUGGGCAUCGUCGAUCGUCGUGAUCAUCAAGAAGAAUGUCUGACACAGCUGAUGGUUUACCCGAUGCCGCUGAUCAACGAUCUACAGGAGGAUCUCGAGUCUACAUUGUGGUAUUGCUCCCUUGAUAUGGCGAGUGGGUUUUGGCUGGUGAAGAUGAUGGAUCGAGCCCCCCUGAUCUCGGCCUUUAUCACCCCAUUUCGACUUUUCGAGUGGAAUGGGAUGCCUUUUGGGCUGAAGAAUGCGCCGCAAAUCAACCAGCGAAUGAUCAACAACGCCUUGUAUGGGUUCACUCGGAUCCCGAAAACGGCAGGUGAUCUGGAGUGUCCGGAUAUAUAUGCAAAGCCGGAGAACCUGAAGAUCCAGGCAAACCAUCGAUCCUACAUCGACGACAUCUUAGUACCAGAGGAUCAUUGGGAUCAGUUAUGUGACCGAGUCGAAGGUCUUCUGGAGACCGUUGUCAAGAGUUUAUGGGGCAUGCCCAAGGUGGAAUAUUUCGGUCACAAGGUAUCGCACGAUGGCUUAGAGGCGAAUCCGAAGGAUCUGUCGGCAUUGACGGAUCUCGGGUUUCCCGGAUCCCUUCGCUUCAUCGAUGAUUAUGCGAUAUACGCGUCUGUGCUAUCUGAGUUGAGGGCGAUCGAUUAUGCUGCGAUGGGUAAGGGCAUAAAUGGAAUAUGGAUUCAGCUAUCACUAGCGUCGGAAUCCCCGGAUCCGGACAUAUCCUUCAAGGUCCUAAAGGAGAAGAUCGCGAAGACACCGAUCCUGCAUCACUUCGAUCCUGAUCGGCAAGCUGUGGCAAUUGUAAAUGCCAGUGAUUUAAACGAUCUCCGAUUCAAUGCAUUACAAGGUCGCCUGGGACAGUGGGCCGCGCCACUUUCACCCUGGAUCCUCGAGACCGUUAAGUGUAACAAGGGAGAGGAUGAAAUCUUGGGCACAUUAACAGCCAGUAUUACUCCCAGAUCCAAAGUCGACAAAGCACUGAUCUUGAUCGCCCCGAAGAAGGAGCCGAGACGCAAGGUCCAACCCCGAUCCCGACAAUCGGAUGAGGAUCUGUAUGUCGCUAGCUUCGACGGAUCUGCCCGUGUCAAGCGAUGUGUAGGCGCCUACAUCGCGAUCCUGUGA